CUCUCGACGCGUUCACCAUCACGAUGACUGUGUCGCAGCCCCAGAGCAUCACCGUCGGCGUCCUGGCGCUCCAGGGCGCGUUCAUCGAGCACAUUCAUUACUUGGAGCGGGUGCGCCCACAGGGCACGAAGCUGAACGCGAUCGCUGUGAGGACGCCGGAGGAGUUGGCGCGCUGCGACGCCCUUGUCAUCCCCGGCGGCGAGUCGACCGCGAUCACACGCGUCGCAGCACGCACCGACGGGCUGCUCCCCGCGCUGGUUGCCUUCGUCGCGGACCCCGAGCGACCAGUAUACGGGACGUGCGCGGGCAUGAUCCUGAUGGCGGACGACGUGGGCGGCGGCAAGCGCAAGGGCGACGGCGGUCGCUGGGGAGGACUGCGCGGCAUGAAGGUCUGGCGCAACCUGUACGGCGGGCAGCUCGAGUCGUUCGAGUGCGCCAUGUCCAUCCCCUGCUUGUCGUCUCCGGAGCCGUUCAACGCCAUCUUCAUCCGCGCUCCAGCAGUGCACUCGCUCGACAAGAGUAUAGAAGGCACUGAGAUCCUCGCCAGCCUGCCCCAGGAGUGUGUCGCUGCGCCGCCACCCGCAGACACGCCACUCGGGCCGCCCGAUGUCUCGACUACCGGCGCAGUCAUGCUGCGCCAGGGACGCAAGCUCGUCACUUCGUUCCACCCGGAACUGAGCGGCGACGCGCGCAUUCACGAGUACUGGGUCGAGAAGUGUGUGCUGGGGCGUGAGUAAUUGUAGAGGUUGGGUGUAGACGCAUCGAGAGAUUGCUAUGUACAGUGUUAGACGCUUAGCAGCUCAGAGGCUACAAGAGACGUCCAUAUUGUUGCAUCGUGACUAUUGAAUGCACACAUCUAUGUACUGUGCU
Cutaneotrichosporon oleaginosum is the source of this 870-nucleotide messenger RNA. RefSeq lists its product as uncharacterized. The record is from RefSeq and is a predicted model, not a curated record. Gene Ontology annotation, cellular component: glutaminase complex; cytosol. Gene Ontology annotation, biological process: pyridoxal 5'-phosphate biosynthetic process; pyridoxine metabolic process. Gene Ontology annotation, molecular function: glutaminase activity. NCBI's taxonomy places the organism in Eukaryota, Fungi, Basidiomycota, Tremellomycetes, Trichosporonales, Trichosporonaceae.